Penicillium mononematosum is the source of this 1464-nucleotide messenger RNA. RefSeq lists its product as uncharacterized. Lineage: Eukaryota; Fungi; Ascomycota; Eurotiomycetes; Eurotiales; Aspergillaceae. The record is from RefSeq and is a predicted model, not a curated record. The coding region runs from base 1 to 1464 and encodes 487 amino acids. The transcript is spliced from 5 exons.
AUGAAGCUCCUCAUAAAAUUUGUCCUCCUGGCUCUGGGUGUUUGCGUCAAAGCCAGAGACCCAGAUCGUCCUGUCUGCAUUGUGGGAGCUGGCCCUGCGGGACUCAGUGCGGCCGCGGAAUUGGAGCUAAAGGGGUACCGUACGGUGACCUUUGAGAAGCAGAGUGCGGUGGGAGGGAAGUGUCAAGCUGUCUAUGAGAAUUCCACUUUCAGUCCUCUCGGAGCGCUGAUUUUCACGCCCCCGACAUACCGGGAAUCAAUCAAGCUCCUGCUAAAGACUGGAGUGACCUCUGUUCCCUUUGUCUCCGGCGAGAAGUGGCAGUACAAUGCCUCCAGCGGGUCAAUUUGGGCGAAACCCCCCUAUCCCCCCGCAGGCGAUGCAACUCUUCAUGCAAGAGGUGCGGAGAUACGUGGACUGGUGGAACAAGAACUUUGUCCUCUACAAUAUUGCCCCGGGGUAUCCAGUGAGUAUCAUGGAACUGUAUCGUUACCUGGGCGGCAACUGAUUGCAAGAUCUAGCAUGGCAUUCCCCCCCGAGCUGACCGUUCCAGCAGCUGAGUGGCUGGCGCGCAAUGGAUACCAAACUCUGCAGGCAGCGUUUGUGCAGUCUAUGGUUGCAUAUGGCUAUGGGGACUAUCGCCAAGUGCCAAUUGUAUACAUGCUGCAAUACCUGACCCCGCCGGUGCUGAUGACGCUCCUCAAAGUCCAACAAGGCAGCAUGAUCGAGAUUGCAGACUUCCACCGGGCGUUGCAAAUCUUCGCCGACAGGUUCAUCGCCGGAGAAAUCCACCUGGACACGACCAUCUCACACAUCGACCGCACCGGCGAGUCACCCAUAAUCACAUACCAGACCUCGAGCGACAGCACGCUCCAGACCCAGUCCUGCGCAGCACUGAUACUCGCCUUUCCGCCAAUUCUGUCCUCACUCCAAAGCGCCGGCCUCGACCUGACCGACGAGGAACGUGAAGUCUUCACACCAGUGGGCACCCACAGCUUCUACUCCGGCGCCGUGCGCCUCUCCACGCCCCACACCAUGACCUUCGGCGCGGCAAGCGCCCACCCGGGCCUACCCCCCGACGCAACCGGCGACCCCGUCGUGUUCACAAAGCUACACGGCGAUCUCGACAUUGCCAUUACGUCGUCGUGGGGCCCGUACCGCGGGAACUUGACGCGGGAUGAGGCGUACGCACGACUGAAGAGCACCCUGUCGGCGUUCAACAAGGACCCGAGGGACGCGGGUGUGUCUGCUGGGGCAGUGAAUGACGAGGACGUGCUAGCGUUCCAGGAGAACGAGUACUUUCCACAUUAUGACACCCAGCAGCUGCGGGAGGGAUACUAUGAGCUUUUCGAAGGGCUGCAGGGACAGAAAGGGACGUAUUAUGCCAGUGGGUUUAAUAUGUUCGAGUUGGUGGAGUAUGCGUUGAGGGCGGGGCAGGAUGUCGCGAGGAGGUUUUCUAAUUUGUAG